Rana temporaria (common frog) is the source of this 490-nucleotide messenger RNA. RefSeq names its product nigwaprin-b-like. The record is from RefSeq and is a predicted model, not a curated record. Lineage: Eukaryota; Metazoa; Chordata; Amphibia; Anura; Ranidae. Bases 40 to 366 code for a protein of 108 amino acids. The transcript is spliced from 4 exons.
GGUGCGGAAUUGAUAAUCAGAGGUAUAUUCCCAGCAGGCAUGAAGGUGAUGGUGGCAUCUCUCUUCCUUCUUCUGGGGGCAUUCCUGCUCCCAGCAGAGACCACAAGCAUCCGUCGUCCGGAAUGCUCACUGUUGACGGAACUCUGUGCCCCGGAAUCAACAGUAGAUGAAUGUAAGCCAAAUGUUCCCUGUGACGGGGGACAGCUGUGCUGCUAUAAUUGCGGAUGGAAAUGUACUGAUCCAAUUAUACCAGAUCCACCUACAGACUGCACAUGGUGGGCCAAACUCUUUCCAGGUCAUCCUUGGGUAUGUGACCCGCCACCCCUGGAUCCUGUUCCUUUCCCACCACCACAAGACACAGAAUAAGAAUCUACUGAAGACCUUUGUGGAGAGAUGAGAUCACCAGUACCCCGUUAUGAUCAGCAAGAGGUCCCCCUCCCCACACACACACACGGGAAUUGUCUUUCAAUAAAGAAUUCUUCAAUCCUGA